AUGUGGUGCGCGGCGAAUGCGUUCGAGAGUUUGCACGGUUUGAAGCAUUUGGGUUUCGACUUCACCGAGCCCCCUCGUUUUAACUGGGAACGUCUCGUUGAGAACCGGGAGAAUUACAUCAAAAGACUUAACCGUAUUUACGAAACAAACCUCGAGAAAUCACAAGUUGAACGGUUCUAUGGGUGGGCCAGUCUGGCCCCCAAGGAUGAGUCGAAGGGCGAACACGUCGUCCUCGUGAACCAGACAAAAGAAGAGGCGGAAAAAGGAUCCCCACCUUCACAAAAAAUCACAGCAAAACACGUGCUCCUUGCCACCGGUGCGUGCGCUCGGCUUCCAAGCAGUACAUGA
This is a messenger RNA of Eimeria mitis, 348 nucleotides long. Its product is annotated as glutathione reductase, putative. NCBI's taxonomy places the organism in Eukaryota, Apicomplexa, Conoidasida, Eucoccidiorida, Eimeriidae. Gene Ontology annotation, biological process: glutathione metabolic process; cellular response to oxidative stress; cell redox homeostasis. Gene Ontology annotation, cellular component: cytosol; mitochondrion. The record is from RefSeq and is a predicted model, not a curated record. The coding region runs from base 1 to 348 and encodes 115 amino acids. Gene Ontology annotation, molecular function: flavin adenine dinucleotide binding; glutathione-disulfide reductase (NADPH) activity. The transcript has a single exon.